CUCCUCUCCUGAGAAGAAGUAGAGAAGUAGAUCAAUUCUCAGCCGUAGUUAGUUAUUCUCCGAUUAGGUUUCCGAUUCCCUGUUUCUUCUAGAGUGAAUUCAAAACCCUAAUUUUGAAUUUUCACAUGGGAGAACAAUCCCCUUCUCAACCAUCGACUCAACCCCAAAGUCGACCACAAUCACCCAAACCCGAUACUCAUAACCUAAUUCCGCCGGAAUCCACCGAUGUCUGUCUCGAUUCAGCCGGAGUUUCAGGCUCAAUCGUCUCAUCGACCACAAUCGACGCUGGACGGAUCACUGAACUAGGCAAUGUAUCGUCUCCGCCGUCCAAAAUCCCUCUCCGUCCUCGGAAAAUCCGGAAACUUACACUCGAUGGAGACGUCUCCGGUGAAGAUUAUAAGGCGGAGGAUAUCUCCUCUCAAGUAACCUCACCGCUCGCGACGGCUGGAAAAUCUCCCGGUAAAGGUAAAUUAUCGCAAUCACGAGCUAUAACUGUGCCGAGAAUCCAAACUCGGCCUCUGACAUGUGAAGGUGAGCUUGAAACAGCGAUACACUAUCUCCGUAAUGCGGAUCCGUUGCUCGCCGCGUUAAUCGACGUUCAUCCGCCGCCGACGUUUGAGUCUUUCAAGACUCCGUUCUUAGCUCUGAUACGAAGCAUCCUCUACCAACAGCUUGCAACGAAAGCUGGGAAUUCAAUCUACACACGAUUCGUUGCUCUCUGUGGCGGCGAAAAUGUGGUUGUCCCUGAAACGGUCUUAGCUUUAAAUCCUCAGCAGCUUCGUCAAAUUGGUGUUUCGGGACGUAAGGCGAGUUAUCUUCAUGAUCUGGCUAGAAAGUAUCAAAACGGAAUCUUGUCGGAUUCUGCGAUUUUGAACAUGGAUGAGAAGUCUUUGUUCACUAUGUUAACAAUGGUUAAUGGAAUUGGGUCAUGGUCUGUUCAUAUGUUCAUGAUAAAUUCUCUUCAUAGACCAGAUGUUUUGCCGGUUAACGAUCUCGGUGUUAGGAAAGGAGUGCAGAUGCUGUAUGGCUUAGAUGACCUGCCUCGGCCAUCGCAGAUGGAGCAGCAUUGUGCUAAGUGGAGACCGUACAGAUCAGUGGGUUCGUGGUACAUGUGGCGGCUCAUUGAAGGUAAGGGCACACCAACGAGUGCUGUUACAGCUGGAGCUGCUAUGUCAUUGCCUCCAUUGGAAGAUAUUCAACAAGAACAUCAGCAGCAACAGCUUAUGGACCCUCUUAAUAGUGUGUUCAGUAUCGGGGCUUGGGGACAAUCGUACGGGAAAACUGUUGAAAUUGUUGAUUUUGUUCAUUCGAAUUUUUGCCUUCUCCUUGUGGUACGGGUCGAUCUGUGGACGGGAGGAAAAAGUAUCCAAGAGUUUGUACCCGCCUUCGCCGCAACUGUCGUUCCUGUCGCCGGAAGAAGUGGGGACAUAUCAAUGGAUGAAGAAGGGCCUCCAAGAAGUGGUGAAGAAGAAUGUAGUAUAUCACUGUUUGAUUAUUCUGUUGAGAAUCAUCUAAAAGCAGUAGACUCUAUCAGUGAUAUCUGUGGUGAAGCUAAUGCUGAAAUUGAUGAGAAUGAUAUCAACACAUUCUCAUCAUCAGUUACAUUCUUGAGGGAAUGGAGGCAUUAUAAUUUCGAACCAAAGAGUUUUGCAUUCUACAACGAGGCUGGGAAAAGCCGUGAACCAAAGGAUGCAAACAGUCAAACUUUGCCGCAGUUUUCUUCGGCACGAGCUCCGAAGGUUAAGAUACAUGACGAUGAAUCAUCAUCAUCAUCUGGUGAAAUCAGCAAGGAUUUUGUGAUGCAUGUUGGAGGCUCUGUUUGGGCAUUGGAGUGGUGUCCCAGAGUUCAUGGGAAUCCAGACGCUCAGGCUAAAUGUGAGUUUCUAGCUGUGGCUACUCAUCCGCCUGACUCAUACAGUCACAAGAUAGGUAUCCCUCUUACAGGUCGAGGCAUCAUUCAGAUAUGGUGCAUUAUAAAUGCCACUUGCAAGAAAGAUAGCGCCCAUUUUUCAGAGAAGAGUAAAAAAUUGACAGGAAAGUCUCGAAAAAUACCAUCUGGUGAAACUACUGAAACAACAGAACCUAAGAAGCCGAGAGGCAGGCCCAGAAAGCAUCCAAUAGAGACAAUAGAGACAACAGAGCCUAAGAAACCAAGAGGUAGACCUCGAAAGAAGAGUACUGCCGAGUUACCUGUUGAGCUUGAUGAUGGUGUUCUUUACGUUGAAGCUCUGUCUGUUCGGUAUCCGGAAAAUUCAGUUGUUCCCGCAACUCCUCUUCGGAUACUACGAGAAACUCCAGUAACAGAAACUAAGGUCAACAAUGAAGGUUCAGGACAAGUGUUGUCUUCGGAAAAUGCAAAUAUCAAGCUUCCUGUACGGAGAAAGAGACAAAAAACUAAAGGUACUGAGGAAAGUUGCAAACCCAUGCUAUUAGAAAAUAGUGAAGCUGUUGGAAAUGUACCGGGCGAACCGUCCUCAGGUAUUUCUGAAGGCAUAGCUCUUCCAAGGGUUGUCUUAUGCCUGGCCCACAAUGGAAAAGUUGCCUGGGAUAUGAAAUGGCGUCCCUUAUAUGCCAAUGAUUCUCUUAAUAAGCAUAGAAUGGGGUAUUUAGCUGUCUUGCUGGGGAAUGGAUCUCUGGAAGUGUGGGAUGUUCCAAUGCCUCAGGCAACAUCAACUCUAUAUUUAUCUUCAAAGAAAGCUGCGACUGAUCCCCGUUUUGUGAAACUGGCUCCCGUUUUUAAAUGUUCAAACUUGAAGUGUGGCGACACAAAGAGUAUUCCUUUGACAGUUGAAUGGUCGACUUCAGGGAACCCUGAUUUCUUACUGGCUGGUUGCCAUGAUGGCACGGUUGCUCUCUGGAAGUUUUCUACAACUAAAUCUUCAGAAGAUACAAGACCUUUACUUUUCUUCAGCGCAGAUACAGCUCCUAUUAGGGCAGUUGCAUGGGCUCCUGGUGAAAGUGAUCAGGAAAGUGCAAACAUAGUAGCUACUGCUGGACAUGCAGGUCUGAAGUUUUGGGACUUACGUGAUCCGUUCCGUCCUUUAUGGGAUUUGCACCCAGUACCAAGGUUUAUUUACAGCCUUGAUUGGUUACAAGAUCCAAAAUGCGUUUUAUUGUCCUUUGAUGAUGGAACAUUAAGAAUCCUAAGCUUGGUGAAGGUUGCGUAUGAUGUUCCUGCUACUGGAAGGCCUUAUCCUAACACAAAACAGCAAGGGUUAAGCGUUUAUAACUGUUCAACUUUUCCCAUCUGGAGUAUUCAAGUAUCAAGGCUAACAGGCAUAGCAGCCUAUUGCACUGCAGAUGGGUCGAUUUUCCAUUUCGAGCUUACGACCAAAGCAGUGGAAAAAGACACGAGAAAUCGGACUCCACACUUUCUCUGUGGACAAUUGACAAUGAAUGGUUCCACCUUUAUAGUGCAUAGUCCAGUUCCAGACAUCCCGAUCGUAUUGAAGAAACCGGUUGGUGAGACCGGUGAAAAACAGAGAUGCCUUCGAAGUCUUUUGAAUGAAUCUCCUAACCGAUACACAUCUAAUGUUUCAGAUGUUCAGCCUCUAGCUUUUGGACAAGAAGAGGAUCCAGGUUUAGAGUCUGAAUUCGAAGGAACAAACAACAAAGCACCAAAGUCAAAGUCUAAAAAAGGAAGGAAGAACAUUGGAGAAGAGGACGAGAACAGCAGAGCAUUGGUCUGUGUUAAAGAAGAUGGCCGAGAAGAAGAAGGAAGAAGAAAAGAAGCUAGCAACAAUAGCAAUGGAAUGAAAGCAGAAGGGUUCCCACCUAAAAUGGUGGCGAUGCAUCGCGUGCGGUGGAACAUGAAUAAAGGAAGUGAGAGAUGGUUAUGUUAUGGUGGAGCCGCCGGGAUUGUUCGGUGUCAAGAGAUUGCUCCAACCUCAAAUUGGAAACCUCAGAGAUGACACUAAAGUCCCUUGUAACAAUACACUAUAUAACAUCUU
This is a messenger RNA of Arabidopsis arenosa, 3950 nucleotides long. The record is from the annotation of a GenBank genome assembly. NCBI's taxonomy places the organism in Eukaryota, Viridiplantae, Streptophyta, Magnoliopsida, Brassicales, Brassicaceae.